Messenger RNA from Panthera uncia (snow leopard), 1675 nucleotides. RefSeq names its product suppressor of cytokine signaling 2 (gene SOCS2). The coding region runs from base 987 to 1583 and encodes 198 amino acids. The transcript has 3 exons. Gene Ontology annotation, cellular component: phosphatidylinositol 3-kinase complex. Lineage: Eukaryota; Metazoa; Chordata; Mammalia; Carnivora; Felidae. Gene Ontology annotation, biological process: intracellular signal transduction; phosphatidylinositol phosphate biosynthetic process. Gene Ontology annotation, molecular function: 1-phosphatidylinositol-3-kinase regulator activity. The record is from RefSeq and is a predicted model, not a curated record.
GGGCCUCUCCCACCCCCACUAAUGUGCCGUAGAGCGAGAGGGGCCGUUUUCGGGGACCCCCAGCCUCUCCCGCAUCCCUUUCACAAAAUGUGCAGUUGGGAGGGUCACGUCGAGAAGGCGCGGAGCGGGUGGGAAAGACAGAGACCCGCGGCUGGGCGAGGAUAUCGCUUGGUCCUCAGACCCCCGCGCACAGCUGACACGGUGGGGGUCAGGCUCCGGCCGCCGAAGCGGGGACGGCGGUGGUGGUGGGGCUUGUGCGCGCCUCGGAGCACUCGGAGCUGUGCGGUCAGAGGCGGGCGGACUCCUGGGCAGCCGCGCCGCCCAGCACCGCAACGAGCGCUAUGAGCCCGCCUUCCCUGAAGCCUGCGCAUUAGCGCCGGAGCCUCUUUAAAGCAGGAGCGGGGGCCGCGGUCACGUGAGACGGAUUCCUGGAAAGUUCCUGGAAAGCGGCCUCCGCAGCAGCCGGGAGGGGCGCCCUGAGAGCGCGGACAGGGGAGGGAGGCGGGGAGCUAGGGAGGCGCGCGGGGCUGGGAAGUCGCGCGCACACCCGGCUCCGGGGACAGACGUUUAACUCUUGCCAUGUCUGGCCGCCGCCACCGCGGCUCACGGGCCUUGGGCUUCCCUUGAAGCAUGAACCUCCUCGCCCGCCGCAACCGGCGCUGCGCGGGCCGCGGACAGUGCGCCCCCGGGCCCGGUGCGCACAGCCUCAGGAUCCCCUGCGCCCGCAGCCCGGGCGCCGGAGGAGCUCGGUCGGGGGUUGGCGGCAGGCAAACUGUGGGUGACCGCGCCUGCGGGGGACUUUGCCGUCCGUCCACUGGGACCUGGGGAGGAAACGCCAGAAGCCUCCCAUCCCCUCCCCCUCCACCAAUUCGGAUACCCCGCAGAGACUCGCUUUGGGGUUCUCACUGAUUUCCAAGAAGGACGCGUGCCCCUCUCUGAUCCCAGCGCGGGCGGCCACCUGUCUUUGCCGCGGUGACCCCUCUCCCAUGACCCUGCGGUGUCUCGAGUCCUCCGGGAAUGGCGCGGAAGGGACGCAGAGCCAGUGGGGGACCGCGGGGUCCGCGGAAGAGCCGUCCCCGGAGGCGGCGCGUCUGGCGAAGGCCCUACGGGAGCUCAGUCAAACAGGUUGGUACUGGGGAAGUAUGACUGUUAAUGAAGCCAAAGAGAAAUUAAAAGAGGCACCAGAAGGAACUUUCUUGAUUAGAGAUAGCUCGCACUCAGACUACCUACUAACAAUAUCUGUUAAAACAUCAGCUGGACCAACUAAUCUACGAAUCGAAUACCAAGAUGGGAAAUUCAGGUUGGACUCUAUCAUAUGUGUCAAAUCCAAGCUUAAACAGUUUGACAGUGUGGUUCAUCUGAUCGACUACUACGUUCAGAUGUGCAAGGAUAAGCGGACAGGCCCAGAAGCGCCCCGGAACGGCACCGUUCACCUUUAUCUGACCAAACCGCUCUACACAUCAGCCCCGCCUCUGCAGCAUCUCUGUAGACUCACCAUUAACAAAUGCACCGGCACCAUCUGGGGACUGCCUUUACCAACAAGACUAAAAGAUUACUUGGAAGAAUAUAAAUUCCAGGUAUAAGUGUUUCUCUUUUUCUAAACAUGCCUCCUAUAGAGUAUCUCCGAAUGCAGCUAUGUAUUAAAAAAAAAAAAAAAAAAAAAAAAGAACCAAAA